Messenger RNA from Gorilla gorilla gorilla (western lowland gorilla), 5141 nucleotides. It is a transcript of the gene ZFP91, whose product is annotated as ZFP91 zinc finger protein, atypical E3 ubiquitin ligase. The coding region runs from base 147 to 1901 and encodes 584 amino acids. Gene Ontology annotation, cellular component: nucleus. The record is from RefSeq and is a predicted model, not a curated record. NCBI's taxonomy places the organism in Eukaryota, Metazoa, Chordata, Mammalia, Primates, Hominidae. Gene Ontology annotation, biological process: regulation of transcription by RNA polymerase II. The transcript is spliced from 11 exons.
CGGGCGGAGGGGAGGGGGGAAAGAGGAGCGCAGGGUGAGAGUGAGCCGCAGGCUUCGGGAGGCGAGGGGGCGGGGGGAGCAGCGCCGAGGCCGCCGCCUCCGCCUCCGCCGCCUGGGACUAGGGGGUGGGGGACGGACAAGCCCCGAUGCCGGGGGAGACGGAAGAGCCGAGACCCCCGGAGCAGCAGGACCAGGAAGGGGGAGAGGCGGCCAAGGCGGCUCCGGAGGAGCCCCAACAACGGCCCCCUGAGGCGGUCGCGGCGGCGCCUGCAGGGACCACUAGCAGCCGCGUGCUGAGGGGAGGUCGGGACCGAGGCCGGGCCGCUGCGGCCGCCGCCGCCGCAGCUGUGUCCCGCCGGAGGAAGGCCGAGUAUCCCCGCCGGCGGAGGAGCAGCCCCAGCGCCAGGCCUCCCGACGUCCCCGGGCAGCAGCCCCAGGCCGCGAAGUCCCCGUCUCCAGUUCAGGGCAAGAAGAGUCCGCGACUCCUAUGCAUAGAAAAAGUAACAACUGAUAAAGAUCCCAAGGAAGAAAAAGAGGAAGAAGACGAUUCUGCCCUCCCUCAGGAAGUUUCCAUUGCUGCAUCUAGACCUAGCCGGGGCUGGCGUAGUAGUAGGACAUCUGUUUCUCGCCAUCGUGAUACAGAGAACACCCGAAGCUCUCGGUCCAAGACCGGUUCAUUGCAGCUCAUUUGCAAGUCAGAACCAAAUACAGACCAACUUGAUUAUGAUGUUGGAGAAGAGCAUCAGUCUCCAGGUGGCAUUAGUAGUGAAGAGGAAGAGGAGGAGGAAGAAGAGAUGUUAAUCAGUGAAGAGGAGAUACCAUUCAAAGAUGAUCCAAGAGAUGAGACCUACAAACCCCACUUAGAAAGGCAUGUCUCAGAUUUUACUGCAGACAUGUUAAUGAAAUACAAGGAAACCCCAAAGCCACGGAGAAAAUCAGGGAAGGUAAAAGAAGAGAAGGAGAAGAAGGAAAUUAAAGUGGAAGUAGAGGUGGAGGUGAAAGAAGAGGAGAAUGAAAUUAGAGAGGAUGAGGAACCUCCAAGGAAGAGAGGAAGAAGACGAAAAGAUGACAAAAGUCCACGUUUACCCAAAAGGAGAAAAAAGCCUCCAAUCCAGUAUGUCCGUUGUGAGAUGGAAGGAUGUGGAACUGUCCUUGCCCAUCCUCGCUAUUUGCAGCACCACAUUAAAUACCAGCAUUUGCUGAAGAAGAAGUAUGUAUGUCCCCAUCCCUCCUGUGGACGACUCUUCAGGCUCCAGAAGCAACUUCUGCGACAUGCCAAACAUCAUACAGAUCAAAGGGAUUAUAUCUGUGAAUAUUGUGCUCGGGCCUUCAAGAGUUCCCACAAUCUGGCAGUGCACCGGAUGAUUCACACUGGCGAGAAGCCAUUACAAUGUGAGAUCUGUGGAUUUACUUGUCGACAAAAGGCAUCUCUUAAUUGGCACAUGAAGAAACAUGAUGCAGACUCCUUCUACCAGUUUUCUUGCAAUAUCUGUGGCAAAAAAUUUGAGAAGAAGGACAGCGUAGUGGCACACAAGGCAAAAAGCCACCCUGAGGUGCUGAUUGCAGAAGCUCUGGCUGCCAAUGCAGGCGCCCUCAUCACCAGCACAGAUAUCUUGGGCACUAACCCAGAGUCCCUGACGCAGCCUUCAGAUGGUCAGGGUCUUCCUCUUCUUCCUGAGCCCUUGGGAAACUCAACCUCUGGAGAGUGCCUACUGUUAGAAGCUGAAGGGAUGUCAAAGUCAUACUGCAGUGGGACGGAACGGGUGAGCCUGAUGGCUGAUGGGAAGAUCUUUGUGGGAAGCGGCAGCAGUGGAGGCACUGAAGGGCUGGUUAUGAACUCAGAUAUACUCGGUGCUACCACAGAGGUUCUGAUUGAAGAUUCAGACUCUGCCGGACCUUAGUGGACAGGAAGACUUGGGGCAUGGGACAGCUCAGACUUUGUAUUUAAAAGUUAAAAAGGACAAAAAAAAAAAAAUCUAAAGCAUUUAAAAUCUAGUGAAAUAACUGAAGGGCCUGCUCUUUCCAUUGUGGAUCACAGCACACACAUACAUACACCCUCCACCCCCCCAUCCCCAUCCCCUGUUCUCCCUCUAUUGCUCCCCUUAUAAAAUUGAUGUUGUCUUUACCAGAAAGGUAGACAAAAAAGAAGCAGCAGCAGCUCUUAAAGUGAGGGUUAUUCUCAUACUCGGUUCCAGCCAUCAGCAGACUUCCUGCUCAUCGGCAGAUCCCCCUUUCCAACCUGUAACUCUGAUGUGCUCUGGAUCAGCUUUUAGCUUUUAAUCGUAUAUUACUGUCUUCUAAAUCCCUUCUCCUCCUCUACUGCUGCCCUAUGGUUCUGGCUCCUACCCCCUGCGGCACACUUAUCUUCAAAUACCAUAGAAUUCUAAUCUCUGGAGGCUGGCAGCUUGACUUGGCACUUUAGGGCCCCUUAGCAGGGUGAGCUGUUAAAACAGCACACAUCUCUCAUCCCCUCUUCCUUUAUUCCCCCCUGGGUUUCAGAAAGGAAGGAUAUAUGGGGACCACCUCCCUCCUCUUUGAUCCCAGCAUCUCAGUCCCCUUCCCAACCCUCCAUAUGGCUCUCAAUGGUGCUCACUUGCUUGUAAGCAGGCUCCCAAUAGGGAGGGGGCUGCCCUCUACAGUCUCUUUGACUGUAAGACAGGGCUCUGUAUCAGUGAGACGAUGAGAAAAGUCCCAGGCUAAUGGCAGAAAUUUGCACUUUGAACAUGUGUGUUUUUGUGUUGUGGAACCUGAGAUUCCUUAUUUAUUAACAGAAAGUCUGAUUUUUUUUUUUUUUCUGGAGUCUUUGUUGCUAUAUUUUGUGGGGCUGGGAGAGAGAGAUUAGAUUAUUUUGACAUGGGAUCCCUUCCAUAACAGGUACUUUGAAGGCAAGACAUAGGGUUGAAGAAGCACAGCCAGCCUCUGAAAUCAUAGCUCUCCAGUGGCCUUUAAAGAAAGCUGGUCCUCAGCACUAACAAAAUCACUACAAUAGCCUAGUGCUUUUUUGGAAGCCUUUUUAGGGAAGAAUGUUAGGUUCAUGGUAACUAGUAUGCUCUUUGAGAUUUUUACAGUGUUGAGACUUAAGAAUUUUGAGAGGGUGAGGAGGGUUGUUCAGAAUCUAAAUUACAGAUAGAUGAUUGUUUCUUGUGAAUUUGUUUCUUUUCCUUUUUUUUUGUCCCUACCAUUUCGUUACAUUUCCCUUGGGGCCCAUCUCUGGCUCCUUGCUUUUUGUUUCCUGCUUUGCUUUAUCAUCAGUUCAUUCCAGCUCCCUGUUAGUGAAGGACACUGCUGUUAGUGAAGGAACAAAGUCUAUGAGUCCUAAAAUUUUAAGUCAAAGAAAACUGCUCUGUUUCCCCUUUAGUAACACUUCCGAAGAGGAAAAACUUCAAUAGCCAAAGUUAAUAAUCCUAUAUAAUAAUUGCUUUGGCUUUCACCUAAAAUUCUGGGAAUCACAAUUUCCUUGGGAUAGAGAUUGUGUUGGGGAAUAGAUUGCUUAUUGCUGUUCACUGGAGAGAAAAGGUAGUGUUUUUGUACAAGGUCAUACCGCCAGAAGCCCUAAACCCUAUUUUGGCUCAUCUUCAGGUAAAGAGUAAUUCCUAUCCUGUGUGCCUCAGAAGCUAGAAUCGAAGGCUUACCCUAUUCAUUGUUUAUUGUCAGAAAUGCAUGAUGGCUCUUGGAAAGAAUGACGUUCACAAACAUGGCUUAUCAAUUUUUUCAAAGAAUCUUUUUUCCCAAAAAGAGGAGUAACAAAAUGUCAUUUCUGAAAGAGGCUUACUUUAUACCAACUAGUGUCAGCAUUUGGGAUGCCAGGGAACAGAGAGUGAGACACCUACAAUCACCAGUCUCAAAUGCGCUAUUGUUUCUUUUCAGAGUGUUGCAGAUUUGCCAUUUCUCCAUAAUAUGGGGAUAGAAAAUGGAAUAAAGAUAGAAGGGAUGUAGAAUAUGCUUUCCUGCCAACAUGGUUUGGAGUCGACUUUGGUAUAUUGACUAGAUUUGAAAAUACAAGAUUGAUUAGAUCAAUCUACAAAAAAGUUGUCCUCCUCUCAGGUCCCUUUUACACUUUUUGACUAGCUAGCAUCUAUAUUCCACACUUAGCUUUUUUGUCACACUUAUCCUUUGUCUCCGUAAAUUUCAUUUGCAGUGGUUAGUCAUCAGAUAUUUUAGCCACCUACACAAAAGCAAACUGCAUUUUUAAAAAUCUUUCUGAGAUGGGAGAAAAUGUAUUCUCCUUUCCUAUACCGCUCUCCCAACAAAAAAAACAACUAGUUAGUUCUACUAAUUAGAAACUUGCUGUACUUUUUCUUUUCUUUUAGGGGUCAAGGACCCUCUUUAUAGCUACCAUUUGCCUACAAUAAAUUAUUGCAGCAGUUUGCAAUACUAAAAUAUUUUUUAUGGACUUUAUAUUUUUCCUUUUGAUAAAGGGAUGCUGCAUAGUAAAGAGUUGGUGUAAUUAAACUAUCUCAGCCCUUUCCCUGCUUUCCCUUCUGCUCCAUAUGCCUCAUUGUCCUUCCAGGGAGCUCUUUUAAUCUUAAAGUUCUGCAUUUCAUACUCUUAGUCAAAUUCUGUUACCUUUUUAAUAACUCUUCCCACUGCAUAUUUCCAUCUUGAAUUGGUGGUUCUAAAUUCUGAAACUGUAGUUGAGAUACAGCUACUUAAUAUUUCUGGGAGAUGUGCAUCCCUCUUCUUUGUGGUUGCCCAAGGUUGUUUUGCGUAACUGAGACUCCUUGAUAUGCUUCAGAGAAUUUAGGCAAACACUGGCCAUGGCCGUGGGAGUACUGGGAGUAAAAUAAAAAUAUCGAGGUAUAGACUAGCAUCCACAUAGAGCACUUGAACCUCCUUUGUACCUGUUUGGGGAAAAAGUAUAAUGAGUGUACUACCAAUCUAACUAAGAUUAUUAUAGUCUGGUUGUUUGAAAUACCAUUUUUUUCUCCUUUUGUGUUUUUCCCACUUUCCAAUGUACUCAAGAAAAUUGAACAAAUGUAAUGGAUCAAUUUAAAAUAUUUUAUUUCUUAAAAGCCUUUUUUGCCUGUUGUAAUGUGCAGGACCCUUCUCCUUUCAUGGGAGAGACAGGUAGUUACCUGAAUAUAGGUUGAAAAGGUUAUGUAAAAAGAAAUUAUAAUAAAAGGGAUACUUUGCUUUUCAAA